Molecule: messenger RNA, 9202 nt
Organism: Monopterus albus (swamp eel)
Lineage: Eukaryota; Metazoa; Chordata; Actinopteri; Synbranchiformes; Synbranchidae
Gene: myo5aa
Product: myosin VAa
Exons: 41
Coding region: 246-5801 (1851 amino acids)
Biological process (GO): actin filament organization
Cellular component (GO): myosin complex; actin cytoskeleton; cytoplasm
Molecular function (GO): ATP binding; actin filament binding; microfilament motor activity
Source: RefSeq, a predicted model, not a curated record
CCAGACGGCGGCAGCGAUUUGUGUUUGGCUGAAUCAUUUCGUCCAAUCAUACCCAGAAUGCAAAGUGAGACACCGAAACCGUAGCAGUCUUCAGCUUACCAUGGCGAUAAGUGGUGCAUCUUCGUCCUGAGUCCCUGCAGCACCACAGGAUUUCUUCCUCCGCUGCAUGAAACACGGAGUCAGCCCGAUGCAGUGCGGGCUCCAGUCGGAGUUUUAACGUUACCGCGGACCGGAGAGAGGACGUCAUGGCAGCCUCGGAGCUCUAUACUAAGUUUGCUCGGGUGUGGAUCCCUGAUGCAGAGGAGGUGUGGAAGUCUGCUGAGCUCAGCAAGGACUACAAAAAUGGCGAUACUUCCCUGCAGCUGCUGCUGGAGGACAGAACGAACAUUGAGUACAAGCUGGACCCCAAGACAAAGAACCUGCCUUACCUGCGAAACCCCGACAUCCUGGUGGGCGAGAAUGACCUCACAGCGCUCAGCUACCUCCACGAGCCAGCCGUGCUGCACAACCUCAAAGUCCGCUUCAUCGACUCCAAGCUCAUCUACACUUACUGCGGAAUCGUUCUGGUGGCCAUCAACCCGUAUGAGAUGCUGCCCAUCUACGGAACAGACAUUAUCAAUGCCUACAGCGGGCAGAACAUGGGAGACAUGGACCCACAUAUCUUUGCAGUGGCAGAGGAGGCUUACAAACAGAUGGCUAGGGAUGAGAGGAACCAGUCAAUCAUUGUGAGCGGAGAGUCUGGAGCAGGAAAGACAGUAUCAGCCAAAUAUGCCAUGAGAUACUUUGCUACCGUCAGCGGCUCUGCCACCGAGGCCAACAUCGAGGAGAAGGUUCUGGCAUCCAACCCAAUCAUGGAGGCCAUCGGAAAUGCAAAGACCACCAGAAAUGACAACAGCAGUCGUUUUGGUAAAUACAUCGAGAUAGGGUUCGACAACCGCUAUCGCAUCACUGGCGCCAACAUGAGAACAUAUCUGCUGGAGAAAUCACGAGUGGUGUUUCAGGCCGAUGACGAGAGGAAUUAUCAUAUCUUCUAUCAGCUCUGUGCAUCAUCCCAUCUGCCUGAGUUCAAGUCUCUGAAGCUGAGCAAUGCAAAUGACUUCCUGUACACCAGGCAGGGUGGCAGCCCCGUUAUCGACGGCGUGGACGACAGCAAGGAGCUUUGUACCACUCGCAAUGCCUUCACUUUGCUUGGUAUUAAUGACUCCAACCAGAUGGGGUUGUUCCAGGUUCUUGCUGCCAUCCUUCAUCUGGGAAAUGUGGAGAUAAAGGAUAAAGAUGCAGACAGCUGCCUCAUUCCUCCCAACAAUCGCCACCUGACGGCGUUCUGCGAGCUGGUGGGCGUGACCUAUCAGGACAUGGCUCAGUGGCUGAGCCACAAGAAGCUGAAGACGGCUACAGAGACAUAUAUCAAGCCCCUCCCUCGUCUGCAGGCCACCAACGCCCGUGACGCGCUGUCCAAACAUAUUUACGCCAAACUCUUUAACUGGAUUGUGGAGCACGUCAACAAGGCUCUGAUCGCCAGUGUUAAACAGCAUUCUUUCAUCGGGGUCCUCGACAUCUACGGGUUUGAGACAUUUGAGGUCAACAGCUUUGAGCAGUUCUGUAUCAACUACGCCAAUGAGAAACUCCAACAACAGUUCAACAUGCAUGUGUUCAAGCUGGAGCAGGAAGAGUACAUGAGGGAGCAGAUCCCGUGGACUCUGAUCGACUUCUAUGACAAUCAGCCCUGCAUCAACCUCAUAGAAGCCAAGAUGGGUGUUCUGGACCUGCUGGAUGAGGAGUGCAAAAUGCCUAAAGGUUCAGAUGAUUCUUGGGCUCAGAAGUUGUACAACACCCAUCUAAAGACCUGCUCCCUCUUUGAGAAGCCACGCAUGUCCAACCGCGCCUUUAUCAUCCAACAUUUUGCUGACAAGGUCGAGUACCAGUGUGAAGGUUUCCUGGAGAAGAACAAGGACACUGUGAAUGAAGAACAGAUCAACGUGCUGAAGGCCAGCAAGUUUGACCUGCUAGUGGAGCUGUUCCAAGAUGAGGGGAAAGCCUCCAGCCCCACUGGUCAGGCCCCUGGGACCGGAGGCCGGACCCGACUCAGCAUCAAGCCUGACAAGAGCCGGCAAUCGAGCAGCAGGGAGCACAAGAUGACCGUCGGUUGCCAGUUUCGUAACUCUCUGCAAAUGCUGAUGGAGACUUUAAACGCUACCACUCCGCACUAUGUCCGCUGCAUCAAACCCAACGACUUCAAGUUGGCCUUCUCAUUUGAUCCCAAACGUGCGGUGCAGCAGCUCAGAGCCUGUGGUGUCCUUGAGACCAUUCGCAUCUCUGCUGCAGGUUUUCCCUCCAGAUGGACGUACCAAGAAUUCUUCAGUCGCUACAGAGUGCUGAUGAAGCAGAAGGACGUGCUCCCAGACAAGAAGUUAACAUGCAGAAAUGUUCUGGAGAAACUAGUGCAGGACCAGGAUAAAUACCAGUUUGGUAAGACCAAGAUCUUCUUCAGGGCUGGCCAAGUCGCCUAUCUGGAGAAGCUGAGGGCAGACAAGUUGCGUGCUGCCUGCAUCCGCAUCCAGAAAACCAUCCGCUGCUGGCUGGCACGCAAAAGGUAUCUGCGCCAGCGCAGUGCUGCCAUCACCAUCCAGAGGUUCACGAGAGGAUACCAGGCUCGCUGCCUUGCCAAGUUCAUGCGGCGCACCCAGGCAGCCACCAUCAUCCAGAAGUACCAGAGAAUGUAUGUGGAAAGGAAACGCUACAGACAGAAGCAGGCUGCCGCCCUGGCCAUGCAGACGAUCCUCAGAGCUUACAUGGCCCGACAGAAGUACCAGGCGCUACUCCGGGAGCACAAGGCAGUGAUCAUUCAGAAACAUGUCCGUGGCUGGUUGGCUCGGUGCUGGUACAAGCGCUGCCUUCAUGCCAUCGUCUACCUGCAGUGCUGCAUCCGCAGGAUGAGGGCAAAACGCGAGCUAAAGAAGCUGAAGAUCGAGGCCCGCUCAGUGGAGCACUUCAAGAAGCUCAACAAAGGCAUGGAGAACAAGAUUAUGCAGCUGCAGAGAAAGAUCGAUGAGCAGAACAAGGACAACCGGUCCAUCAGUGAGAGGCUACUUAGUUUAGAGAGCUCCUAUGCAGCAGAGAGCGAGCGGAUGCGAGGCGAACUGGGCCGGCUACGCGGGGCAGAGGAGGAGGCCAAGAGCAAAGCCAUCCAGGUGUCUUCGCUGCUGGAGGAACUGGAGAAGCUGAGGAGGGAACUGAGCGUCACACAGCAGGAGAAGAAGACCAUCGAGGACUGGGCGCAAACCUACAGGGACGAAAUGGAGAAAAUGGUCUCAGAGCUGAAGGACCAGAACGGCUUGCUGAAGAAAGACAAGGACGACUUGAACAGGAUGAUUCAGGAACAGAGUCAGCAGAUGACAGAGAAAAUGACCCGUGCAAUAGCCGAGGAGACUCAGCAGCUGGAGACGGAUCUGAACGAGGAGCGGUCUCGAUACCAGAAUCUCCUGACCGAACACCUUCGCCUUGAGGAGAAAUACGAUGACCUCAAGGAGGAGAUUGCUCUUUCCUCGAACGUCUCCAAGCCUGGCCACAGGAGAACAGAUUCUACCCACAGCAGCAACGAAUCAGAGUACACCUACAACUCGGAGUACACCGAAUUGGAAGAAGGUUCCCGUGCCGGCGACGAAGUUAUUCGAGGAAUAGACACCUCGCUGACCCUCAAGCUGCAGAAACGUCUCACAGAACUGGAGCAAGAAAAGCAAUCUCUGCGCGACGAGCUGGAGAACAAAGAGGAACAGUUCCAGCGGGCUAGAGCCAGGGAUGAUGCAGAGUUUAAAAAGGCUCGUGGAGCCGAGCUGGAGUACGAGUCCCUCAAGCGUCAAGAGCUGGAGUCCGAGAAUAAGAAGCUGAAACGUGACCUGGGAGAGAUGAGGCAAAGCCUACUGGGUGAUGCAGCUGCAGGCACCGGGGCUCCUGGCUCCCCAGCUUACAAGGUACUGUUGGACCAGCUCAAUGCGGCCUGUGAGGAGCUUGAGGUCCGUAAGGAGGAGGUGCUGAUCCUGCGCUCCCAGCUUGUCAGCCAGAAGGAAGCAAUGCACCACAAGGAUGAAAAGGAGACCAUGACUGAGCCAUCUGUCUAUGCUGAUGUAUCCAAACUGAAGGACACUGAUGAACUCAAGCAGGCUUAUAUAGGCCUCAAAGACACCAACAGAUCUGCUGCUCCAGACUUCCAUCAGCUGAAUGAGGACGGAGAGCUGUGGCUGGUUAAUCAGGGCUUAAAGGAGACCAUCAGGUUACUGGAGCACCAGCUGCAGACUCAGCGGAGAAGUUACGAUAAUGAGGUGGAGGUGUUGCGUGGCGAGCUGCAGAACGUCAAGGAGGAGAACAACCGUCAGCAACAGCUUUUGGCCCAGAACCUGCAGCUGCCUCCAGAGGCCCGAAUCGAAGCCAGUCUGCAGCAUGAGAUCACCCGGCUCACCAACGAGAACCUGGAUCUAAUGGAGCAGCUAGAGAAGCAGGACCGAACCAUCCGCAAGCUCAAGAAGCAACUGAAGGUUUACUCCAAGAGGAUCGGAGAGAUGGGAGCGGGUCAGACAGAGGGCCAGACGUCUCCGGGACAGAUGGUGGAAGAGCCCAUCCACCCUGUCAACAUUCCCCGCAGGGAGAAAGACUUCCAAGGAAUGCUGGAGUACAAGAAGGAGGAUGAGCUCAAACUGGUCAAGAACCUCAUCCUUGAGCUGAAGCCUCGUGGUGUAGCUGUGAAUCUGAUCCCAGGUCUGCCGGCCUACAUCCUGUUUAUGUGUCUGAGACACGCCGACUAUGUCAAUGAUGACCAGAAGGUCCGCACUCUGCUCACCUCAACUAUCAACACUAUUAAGAAGAUCCUAAAGAAACGAGGAGACGACUUUGAGACCGUCUCUUUCUGGCUGGCCAACACCUGCCGCUUCUUGCACUGUCUGAAACAAUACAGCGGCGAUGAGGCCUUCAUGAAGCACAACACCUCGAGACAAAAUGAACACUGUCUAUCCAACUUUGACCUGGCAGAGUACAGACAGGUGAUAAGUGACCUGGCUAUCCAGAUUUACCAGCAGCUGAUCAAAUGCAUGGAGAACAUCCUCCAGCCCAUGAUAGUCUCCGCCAUGUUGGAACACGAGACCAUCCAGGGUGUUUCUGGGGUGAAGCCCACAGGUCUCCGUAAACGGACGUCCAGUAUUGCUGACGAGGGCACCUACACUCUGGACUCCAUCCUGCGGCAGCUCAACGCCUUCCACUCCACAAUGUGUCAGCACGGCACAGACCCCGAGCUCAUCAAGCAGGUGGUGAGGCAGCAGUUCUACAUCAUCGGCGCAGUCACCCUCAACAACCUGCUGCUACGCAAGGAUAUGUGCUCAUGGAGCAAAGGCAUGCAGAUCAGGUACAAUGUGAGCCAGCUGGAGGAGUGGCUCAGAGACAAAGGUCUGAUGACGUGCGGAGCCAAGGAGACUCUGGAGCCUCUGAUCCAGGCCGCUCAGCUGCUGCAGGUGAAGAAGAAGACUGACGAGGACGCCGAGGCCAUCUGCUUCAUGUGCCAUGCUCUCACCACUGCUCAGAUUGUGAAGAUCCUGAACCUCUACACUCCAGUCAAUGAGUUUGAGGAGAGAGUGUCAAUUACAUUCAUACGAACCAUCCAGACUCGCUUGCGAGACCGUUGUGAGAGUCCCCAGUUGUUGAUGGACACGAAGAUGAUAUAUCCAGUCACCUUCCCAUUCAACCCUUCCUCCCUCGCCCUGGAGACCAUCCAGAUCCCCAGCUCGCUCAACCUGGGGUUCCUCACCCGUGUCUAAUCCAAACCCCACUGGACAACUCUAAGCCCUGCAGUGUUUUGGGCUUAGUGGCCCUUUGAAGUGCAAGUCACGUGAUAUCCACUGGCCCCAAAAGAUCAUACAAACCAGUCACUGCAAGAGAAAUAAAUACAUUUUGCUGAGCAUCACAAACACUUCAAAUUAGUAUUAACAUAAUUUGAGCAAUUGCUUCCAAAUAAUUGGAUCUUUUUUUUUUUCUGGUCUCCAGUUCUCUUAAAUAUCCCUGAUCUAAACCUGGACAUGAACACAUGCCAAUCUAAACACACAAACCUCACCAUAUGCAGAACUCGUACACACAUACACCCACUGAACCUACACAUGCACGCCUACACUUAGAUACACCUUCUGUCUUACAGAAACGCACAAUGAACACAGCACCCACAGUCGCUGCAGCUGGUUUGAAUCUGACUGUAAGACGCCAUUAUCCAUCUACUGCCUGUAUAAACGCCUGCCUCCUAGAGAAGCCACAGGACCUGAUCAAUCCGUCAGCACCUGGGUCUGUCUUAGCGAUAAGGACCCAGGUUACCCCAGCUCCUUCUUCUGUGUUUCAGCUCAUGGUUAAGGUAGUUCUUGUCAUCAUCUCAUUCUUCAGUGACAGUAUAUGUACCGGUACACGAGAACAGGCCCGAAAGGAGGGAAUAAGACCUUGUGACAAGGAAUUACUUGGCCACUCAUAGUCUAGCUUAAUAUGUUGGGUUGGUACUUAAUAGGGAAGGUGAAUUCUGAGUCCUAGUCUGAAGCUAACAGCGAUUCCAUGCCAGUGUGUGCAUUCUCUACCCCGUUUUGAUGUAACCAUGAACCAGGUCUCGUUCUGUAUGGUCAUUAUACACACCGAACACAGUCGAGCCAAGACAGAGCUCAUCAUCUGUACUAUAUUAUUUAUACAUAUAUAAAUAUGAAUAAUAUAUAUCACAUAUUUUAUUUAUUGCAUUUACCUUUAUCCCCUACCUUUUUUUGUUUUGUUUUUUUUUUAAGAUAAGGAGCUUUCUCUCUGCAGAACAUCUGUUUGAUAUGAAGGAUGGGGCCGUCAUUUCCCAAGAUGAACAGCUUUGUAAAGACAGUUUUAGUUCCACUGUAGGCUAUUUAUGUCAGUAUCAGCUAAAGGAUGUAGUAUAGUAUAACGAGUGCUGGCACAGAUGAAUAUUUGUUAGGUCACAUCUUAACUUAGAAAGAAAUGCUGCUUUAUUAUUAUAUCCUGCAUUUCUGGCAGAUGCUGUGUAGCACAGGUUUUAACUGAGAGGAUAUUUAGACGGUACAAGGUUUAAACUCUGCCCAGGGUUUAACCUGCUACAGUCCAUACUGUUUACAGCUGUAGCCAGAGGUGAGCGUCACAAGAAACACUGGCACAAAGACACUCACACAUAAACAUUACAGUACGGACAUUUACACUUAACUGCUUACUGCUGUAUCACCAGGGGUUUCACACUCCUCGUACUUUCUUCACCCACUGUCUUCUCUGGUCACCGCUCUUUUCAGAGCUUUGACAAUGUUUUACUAUCAGCAUCGAGUCAUUUAUUUCAGUAUAGUAAUUUUCUUAGGAUUAUGUAUAUGGUAAAGCCAUGUGUGACAGGAGCAUAGAGAGAGAAAUGGCCUCUCUGAAGUUGGUUUUGAGCAUUUUGUUUCUGGCCUUACAACAGCUUUCUCUGCUGUAUUCUCACACUAACAUGAAGUGCAGCUUUGUGUCCCGAUUCCCCUGGCGUCUCUUACCUGCCCCUGCUGUCUAUGCUGUUCUGUUAGUGGACAAGAGAGCGGCUUUCAAAGGGGCGACAUCGCUCCACACUCAUCACUCAGUCAGUAUGACUGCAGUGUGGUAUGACGUGUACAGCAUGCACUGCUGCCCUCAUCUGAUCUGCAUGGACUUGGCUCUACCUGAAUGAUCAGAUAUCAGAAAGUAACACACAUGCAGCUGCUGGCUUUUUUACACCAUAAACCUGAUGUACUCAUGGAAUGAGUGUUAGGGAAUCUGCCCAUUGUCCUUUGUCUGUGUUAAAAUUGUCCUCGCUGCCUGAUAUUUAGCACUUUUGUUUACUUUCUGUUUUGCCAUUAGCAUUAACAGUCUACCAGAUUUGCCUCUUGCCCUCACGUGAACCUUAUUUAGUCUACUGGCCUCAUCCAGUGUCAUUUCACCUUGAUAGAAAUGUUUUACGGUCAGUAGGAGGUUGUGAAUGGUCACCAAAACUGGACCUUUUUUAUUGAAAUGAUUCUUAUGAAGCAACAAACUAAUCUUACUGUAGCGAGAGUCUGGGAAAUGCUGAGAUAUCACAUACAUCACUCUGACAGGAACAAGCUACUAAUGAAAACAAGCUAAGUGGUGUAAAGAGAAACUAGUCUGAAGCUGUUUAGUGUUGCAGGUGUAUUUGAAAAUGGUUUGAUACCCUCUCAUUGGGACCAUUAAGUGUCCUUUGGUUAUGUUGGCAGGACUAAAGUAUGGUCUGGGUAAAGAGUACAUACCUGAAGAGAGAGACUGUAACUCAAAGGAGUAAUUAACCAUAUGAAUGUUUAAUAAUGUAGUGUAUCAUGAUUUUAGCUGCACAUUAUGGACAAAGCCUUACCUGAAUUAUUUAUCUGAAUGACUUACACGAUCAGCUUUGUGACAUUGCAGUAUUUUUUUCCCCAUUCUGAAUUGUUAAAUGUGAUUUUUAUUUUGAGGAGGUGUCCUUUUGUCCUACAAAUGGGUUGUGGUCAAAAUGCAUUUUUGAAGUUAGAUGAGUAAUAGAUGAAUAUGGACUGUGAAAAGCAAUGCUUCACAUUCCCUGUGUUUUCUUUCCCCUGUGACCUGUUCACCUUCCUCUGCCACAUUCCCUGUAUCGAUUGGACACUUCUUGGUAAUCACUGGUUUUUCCUGCUGUUUUAUUCAAAUAUCAGAUAAUGCAAGCCAUGGGUAGGAACUGAUACAGCACCAGCCUUCUCUGAAUCAAAGCUAUUGAGGACUGAUGUAUUGAGAGCGUAGAGUGGGAAGGUUUGCCGAAUCACAGGAGAAGUGUUUGAUAUUGCUGAGCAGAGCUGUGGCAUCUUGUUCCCCUGGGCUCUGAAACUGGAGAAAAUGUCAUUCCUUCACUCUGCAUUUUCACAUCAAGGAGAGAGUUUGUUGUAUGAUAUGACAUAGACAUAAAUUACCAUUGUUCUUAUCAGCACUAGUGUUGAUUGUGCCAUUUCAAACACUGGUUAAAACAGAAGAUAUAUCAACACUCCAGCUGUUGUGGUACUGGUGUGAACACGCUGAAGCCAGCACCAAAACGUUUCCUCUUUAAACCCAUCUGUACGUUUGACAAACUGGACUGUUUGUAGUUUCUGGUAGCUGUGCAUAGUGAAUGUGUUCACUGUUAAGAAACUUGGAAUAAAUUAUCAAAUCUGUGAAAGUAAAAUAAAAGAAUUCAGCACUG